This is a messenger RNA of Haemonchus placei, 354 nucleotides long. Lineage: Eukaryota; Metazoa; Nematoda; Chromadorea; Rhabditida; Trichostrongylidae. The record is from the annotation of a GenBank genome assembly.
AUGUUAGGGGUGAUGCCACGUCACCUUGCCACAUUAUUUAAGGGCCAUUGUGGGCGUCGUGUUGUUGGAUCAACCAUGGAUGCCAACCUGGGUACCGUGACCCCAGGCGACCUCCUUCACUUAGUUCCUAACCCACAGAUCGAUAGAUGGGUAAUUUCGAUGGGUUCCUGUGCCAACGGAGGUGGAUAUUAUCAUUAUUCAUAUUCGGUGCUUCGUGGAUGCGAUCGUGUCAUACCAGUUGACAUAUAUGUUCCUGGAUGUCCACCAACUGCUGAGGCUUUGCUGUACGGAGUGCUGCAACUACAAAAGAAAAUCAAGCGGAAGCGUGAAGCCCAGCUGUGGUACAGGCGAUAG